AUGGAGCAGAAUAAGAUACCAACAGGGAUUAAAAUGGUCGAACAUCGAGUUAUGAGAUUAUAUGAGGAUACAAGGAAAAAGAAACAAUUAUUUGACGGGUUUAUGGAUUCGUUAAGUGAGAUGAAUCGAUUGCACGAUGAUAUUGUUAGAAUUCAGGUAAUUUUUAGCUGAGACACUUCUAAUUAUUUCUAAAUUCCAAUUCCAAUGUUUCCAGCUUCUACUCGAAGAAAUCGUGCCAAUCGUCGAAACCAUCAAUGAAAUUCUCCUUCCUGAAGAUCGUCUCCCUCCUCUAAAUCUUGGUCGAGUUCUUGAUCGUUCCCCAGUUCCAAGCACUGAUAGUUCUCUUCAAAGUACACCAACACACCAUAUCGCACCAAUCGAAGAAAUUCGAGUGAUUGAUUUGGUGGACUCCUGA
Caenorhabditis angaria is the source of this 415-nucleotide messenger RNA. The record is from the annotation of a GenBank genome assembly. Lineage: Eukaryota; Metazoa; Nematoda; Chromadorea; Rhabditida; Rhabditidae.